UUAACAAAGUAACCCAUCUGGGUAGGUUAAGCUCCCUUCGUAGCCUAGUACAGGCCCCUGGCUGCCAAGUUCAGGACCCUCUCUGUAGGCUGCCUCAUCUCCCUUUGAGAUGAGUCUGACCACUGUGGUGUCGUCAGUAGGCUACAUGAGGGAGCUACAUGGCAUCCUCGUCAGUAGGGUGUAGAAACAGUAGGCUACAUGAGGGAGCUACAGCAAGGGCAUCUUCUGUGGACCUGUUUUGUGCAAUAUGCAAACUGAUAGGGGUCGAAGUCUGGGGGGAGCUGAGGGCCACAGGACGAUAAUCAUUUAGGCUGGUGAUGGUCGACUUAUUCGGCACUGGGAUGUGGCUGAUUUUAGGCAGAGCGGGAUGACUGCUUGGGCCAGGGAGAGGUUGAAGAUUCUGGUUAAGAUGACUGCAAGCUGGUGGGCACACGCUCUGAGCACCUUACCUUACUCCGUCUCCGCCGGCAACCUUCCUGGGUUUCACUGCCAGGAGCAUCUGUCUGACAUCGUGCUCCCUCACAGAUGAUGGAAGUUACAUUUAAAUUACAUACAUUUACACUUCUCAAGCAGUGAUCUCACCAUGAAGAUUGAAAUGUAAACAAAAAUUUAAAGUACUUUUAAACCCAUUCUAAACUUUUUUUCGUCGAAUGUCUCUACUCUCUGUUACUCUACCACCUCCAUGUGUCAGAUUUCAGCAGGUGUGUUGAGUGUGUGACGUAAAUCUCUCCAUCUGGCGUCAGAGGCAGGCAGCUUCAGUGGAAGCUUGCUGAAACUAAUGUCAAUAACAGCUAGCUGAUUUGCUACGAGCUGCAUUGGAAUAACGCUACUGAUUACGCACUUACAAUGAACUGGUGAGCAAUCUUACAUGAAGAUAUGUCAUCCAAAACGAACUCAUGGGAUACAAAAUAAGGAAAUUACGCUACGAUUGUGGACAUCAGAAAAUGCACGUUAGGCGAGAAGUCUAACUGGUCUUCCAUGAUGCCUGAACAUCCAUGUGUAACUUGCCUAACUCUAACAUAGCUAGUUUGCAAACUAAUUGGACUUGCUACCUGUGGCCAGCAUUGACGACGGUGAAAACGUGUGAGGGUUGCUAACAUCAACUGUUUUGUAGAUCUGAUGAUCUGUUAUCCUUGAUGGUCAUAGUACAUGGACAUCGUUGACUAUGGCUUGACCUCUGACCCCAUCACCCUGUAAAUCUUUCGGUCUUCAACAACCGCCCGCCGCCGGAGCCAUGUCGUCCCGCGUCCUGCUGCGGCAGCAGCUGAUGAGGGAGCAGGCACAGGAGCAGGAGAGGCGAGAGGCCCAGCAGCAGGCCUCGGUGGCCCAGCUCCGGGCCUCUGACUCCUCCCCUGCUAUCUCUGUCACAGUGCCCCCCUCCGCUGCUCGCCCGUCUCCCGCACAGGUACCUGUGGAGGUGCUCAAGGUGCAGACUCACUUGGAGAAUCCAACAAAAUACCACAUCCAGCAGGCCCAGCGACAGCAGGUCAAGCAGUACCUCUCUACCACUCUUGGGAAUAAAGUAGCAACUCAGACUCUCGGGGUGUCGCCCGUACUCCAGUCCAGCUCGGCCCCCGAGAUGGCCCCGUCUGCGAGCAGUGCCCCUAACAGCCCGAUGGCACUGCUGAAUCUGGGGUCCACCAAGGAGGAGAUUGAUGACGUCAUUGACGACAUCAUCAGCCUUGAGUCCAGUUUCAAUGAUGACAUUAUGUCAUUGAUUGACUCUGGCCUUCAGCUUCCUAAUACGCUACCAGGGAAUCUCCUGGAUGUCUACAGCAGUCCUGGCAUGGCCACUCCCACCAUUACAGUUAGCAACUCCUGUCCAGCAGACCUCCCCAAUAUCAAAACGGAACUGACAGAGGUCGAAGCGAAGGUUCUCAUGAAGGAGAGGCAGAAGAAAGACAACCACAACCUCAUUGAGAGGAGGAGGAGGUUUAACAUCAAUGACCGCAUCAAGGAGCUGGGCUCACUUAUACCCAAAUCCAGUGACCCGGAGAUGCGCUGGAACAAAGGCACCAUCCUGAAGGCCUCGGUGGAGUACAUCCGCAAGCUGCAGAAGGAGCAGCAGCGCGCCAAGGAGGUAGAGAUGAGGCAGAAGAAGCUGGAGCACGCCAACCAGACCCUUCUGAUGCGAAUACAGGAGCUGGAGAUGCAGGCUCGCCUCCAUGGCAUCCCCGGCACCUCCGCACUGGGCCCAGACGCCUCUCUUCAGGCCCAGCAGCAGCAAGGAGUCAACCCCCAGGCCUCCCGUGCGGACCUCCACUCCCAGACGCUCCUGAGCCUGGACGUGGGCUCCAUGGCGCAGGCCUCCUCGUCCUUCCUCUCCCCGCCGCCGUCCGGCUCCCCGGUGGGGGUCACCAUCAGCAGCCCCCUGGACCUCGGCGCGCUGAGCUUCGCCGAACUGGACGACCCCGCCGCCACCUCCCUGUACCCAGACGUGGGGCUGGGGGACAUCCUGAUGGACGAGGACUGUGGCCUGGCGCUGGCCCAGUCCACGGCCGAGCCGCUGUUCUCCGUUUCGCCUGGGGCCUCCAAGAACAGCAGCAGAAGCAGCUUCAGCAUGGAGGAAGACUUGUGACAGAAGCUUGGAGCAGUAGCUGACACAAAGACUGUGUGUGUGUGUGCGUGCGCGUAUGUGUGUGUGUGCGUGUUGAGGGACAGGGUGUAUGUGUACUGUGGUGCUUAUUAUGUCCAUGUUUAACAGAAAUUGCAUGUUUUGUUUUUUAUGUGGUGAGAUCACCUUUUCAGAACCUCGCCACAGCUUACGUUUUCCCAAUGGCAUAGUCAUACAUCACUCCCAAUCAGGUUUAGUAUAAUAAGACAAGGCAUACCUCACAGGCCACACGGAAUAGAUAGUCAGUGGUUCCCUGGAAUGAAAGAUUUUAAUCAGUAAUCAUACAAAAUAUAGCUAAUAUAAUAAAAAGAAAACAGUAGCACAAAUAUGGUUUGUCAGUGUGGAAGAUGUGAUACUAUGAAUAGUGUUUUCAUUUAUUUGUAUUUGAGCAUUCAAAACAGAGAAGGGAAAUCAACCAUCAAAUCAUUGGUUAUUAUGUAUUUUCAUAUGAACACUUAAAAAUUAAGGAUGGGUGAUUCACUAAAAGUUUGUGGGAUGGGUUUGAGGGCUGUGCAAAUAUUGACAUCAGGGUGCAAUACAAGUGAUCAGUGUACUCAACAUGAUAUUUUUUUUUCUGAAACCAAAGGGAUAUUCUAGGGGAACUAUAUUGUUGGUGUCUGUUUUUUAAGAUGUAUUUUUUUCCAGCUUGUAUAUGUAUUGCACCUUAUCUUUUUGCAUCUGUGUUCUUUGAAAUACCUCUCAGCUGUCCGUAGCACUUUAAGCUGGUGUCCACCUCUAAAUGUUUUUUUCCCAGCCUCCUAACCAUUUGUUUGUUAGCCUCAGUGCACACAUUGAACAUUUCUCAGAACUAUAUUUUAGCACCAUUAUUGACUUUCAGAGGAGUUCAAUUUGCAAUAUUGCCUGAGUAAUUUGUGUGCAGUGGAAUAUUUUGUUUUUUCCUGUACCACUCUUGCAUGCUAGCUGUAAGGGUGAUAGGUGUGUGUACUCCCUGGCUUCGCUCAAACAUAAUAAUGACAUGAUUAUAUUAAUUAUGAGUUCUGCUUCUCUACUUCAGCAUAUUAUAUUGUUUCACACAGUAUUUUAGCGUGUCCUGUUGUUUCACCCGUUAACUUAAUUGUAUUGUUGUUUUUGGGAAGCUUUAAUCACUGCUCAGUCACUAACAUCUAUAUACUAGAUAUGUUCAAUAAUCCAGUUGUACAAAAUUAUGACAUUGCGUCCGUAUUCAAUUCAAGAGAUUUUAACAAUGGACUUCAAGCCAAAAUAAAUCAUGAAUGAAUGAUUUUGUGUUCUCAUUUGAAUAGAGUGCCUUUAGUGCAAACCAAGACCAGAGAUACCCAUGCACAAAAUGCACAAAGGGUACAACAAAGCAUGUUGUUGAUGUCAAAAUAGUAGCAGGGUUUCAGAGUGUACAUGUUUAACACAUUGAUUUUUUUUAAAAAUCAGAACACAUCUAAGUAAUAGGUGUUGUUAUUUGUCCAUCAUCAUGGAAUCAUUAUCCACUCUGAAAUGUUAGUAAGGGUUGACUCCUAACAUGUCUGAAAUUGUAUGCAUUACACCACUGUUUUUUCACAAUUUUCAUGAGCAGUUUACUUUCCUGGUUUCAUUUUGAUUUCCAAAUUAAGGGAUGCAAUUACGGUUGUUGUUCUCAGUACUGUAGCACAAACAGUCCAGCUGUUGUUGUGUUUAAAGCUCCAACAUUAGCAGCUCCAUACCAGGAAUGUCAGAUACUCACAGAAUGUAAACAUUUUACUUUUUAAAAAGUUUUAAAGUUUCCUUUGACAACUGUCUUCAUCUGCUGUUUGAACCGGUGUUGUGUUUAGCAUAACAUUAACAAUAUUCUGUGUACUAAUAUGCAAUUGAAUGUGAAAUGUCUCUAGGGAAUCUCACUAGAAUGCUGAGAAUUGCAGUGCUCUAGUGGCUUGUUUAUACUUCUAUUUGCCGUUUGUUUUGAAUGUAUUCUAUCUGGUAGUGCUGAGAACUCCUCACACGAAGAGAAGGGAGAGUGUUCAUGAAUAUGCAUUUUUUAAAAUUACUUUAUGCAAGGACUGCCGGACAAUGCAAAUGCUCCUUUGUUUUAAGGGAAUGUUUUAGAUUAGGUUAAUAGAGUCCCAUGGUGCAUUUUAUAGAAAAGUUAUACAUUUUGUAAUUGUGUCCAUAACCUUCAAAUUAACAAAUCAAAAUAAAUGUCAAGGGAAACCUG
Molecule: messenger RNA, 4775 nt
Organism: Alosa alosa (allis shad)
Lineage: Eukaryota; Metazoa; Chordata; Actinopteri; Clupeiformes; Clupeidae
Gene: tfe3b
Product: transcription factor binding to IGHM enhancer 3b
Exons: 11
Coding region: 1235-2578 (447 amino acids)
Biological process (GO): regulation of transcription by RNA polymerase II
Cellular component (GO): nucleus
Molecular function (GO): RNA polymerase II cis-regulatory region sequence-specific DNA binding; protein dimerization activity; DNA-binding transcription factor activity, RNA polymerase II-specific
Source: RefSeq, a predicted model, not a curated record